UGGCGUUUCCCGCUGAAAAUUCAAGAAGCGGAUUGCAGAGUCCUCCUCGAACGAGAGAAUGUAAACAUGGAGCAACAAGGAAACCCCAACGACAACAGUAACGCCGAUAAAACAACGACUAAAGAAGAUUCCAACACCGGCCAACUCGCCGCUGUGGCCUCCAAGUGGAUUCUGGACUUCCUUUUUUCCGCCAUUUGUCGUCGUUUUAAAGAGAGGAAUCACGAUGCCUUCAAUGGCGCCAUCUCGACUUAUGAAUCAAUAUUUCAGACGCCGUUACUUGAAGGAGGAAGCUCACAAGAGAAAACCUUAAUCUGCGCCUUCCUCGCCCGAGUAAUGCAAGGAAAACAGUUGGGUGCCCGAUUUGAGGACGAGGAUGGCGUGAUGCCACUAAUGUCCGCAGCCAAGACUUGGUUUCACCUCAAAGAUGCCGUGCAGGACGAAAGCUUGUUUGAGAACAUCAGAGUUCACCUAGUCAUACAGUCUGUUGCGGUGUGUUUGGAGAAAGGCCAAAGAACGCAGGCAUGGGGCGCCCUCAAUUGGUUCAAAGAACAUGUUGAUUACCCGCAAAAAGUGGCAGCCAAGCUCUCCAACAUCGUGGCACAGAUGGACAUCUACCACCCUUUCCUCACCGUGUUCAGUUUCAAUCGACUGCUGGAGAUGGUGCAGACCUUCCUUGACGCCUACCUGGUCAAGAAUCCGUCGGACUUCCUUCUCAAGGAAGCCAUCAAGGCGGUCCGGUUGUCCCAGAGUAUCGACGCUACGGACGCCGCGGCAAAAGAGGUCAAGUCCAUCUCGGACCACUCAAGGCUGGAGACAAAGACCAAACCAAAUCCUCAAAUCGACACGGCCCGGAUGCCGCGCGUGUCCCUCCGAUGGCAAUCUGUAAACGAGCUAUUGUCCUCGAAUGUGUCGAGCGCUGCGGACGAGCAAAGUAUGGAAGGUUUGGAGGAUGCCACUCUCUCCCUGGGAGCCGACAGCUCGCAAGAUGACGUCAGACCAGAACGUAAACUUGGCAGCACAAAAAGCGCCCGUGGCUCCAAACGAAGAUUGUUCAACAGUAAUUCGUCACAACUGGAUGCAUCUCCUGUCACCGUGGGCGACCGUCAAGCAAAAACGUCACUCGGGUAUGUCCGCUUGUCCGGCAACGACAAGGCUGACCAAUCAGAGGAGAUCACGCCAAAGACAAAACGCAAUCUUCGGACCCUCCAAAUAAGCGCGUGCGACCUGAACACUCGCAUGCAGCCUCAAGUCUGCAUCAGACCGCUGAGAAAAAAGGAUAUAAACGAUUCUGUUGUCACACAGAAGAGGAUUCCUCGGAAAUGGACAUCUGAGCUGGACAGUAGACUGGUGCAGGGUGUCCGGCAACACGGCAAAGGCAAGUGGUCUCAAAUCCUGCUGGAUUACGACUUUGAGGACCGCACUGGCGUGAUGCUCAAGGACCGCUGGAGGGUUUUGGAGAGGACCCACAAAGUGAACUGAGAAGCAUAAAAAAGGGGGGUCCACUUUUUCUUCUUUAUUGUCUUGGAAUUGUGUUUCGUUUCUGUGCCACUAGAGGGCAUGAUUUGUCCUCCAAAAACAUUGCGGACUCUUGCGCAUUGCAUUCGGAUGUCUUAUACGAUGUGCUGAGUCUGUUCUUGCAGAAGUUGUUUUUCGACCUUUAUUUGUCGGAUUUAAAAAAUCAUCAAUUUAACUCACCAUUGACUCGAUGUGGUAAAAGUAUAAGUACAGAGAGUGCUUAUAUUUGAGUUUUUUAGUCCAUGUUUUUCAUCACAACCAUCCGUCUCUGUUGUCUGUUUAAUGAUCCAGAAGAGCGAAAAUGUGAUUGGAAUGAAUUGACAUUAAAACGUGUGAAGAACAUCAUUUAAACAAACAA
Hippocampus comes (tiger tail seahorse) is the source of this 1873-nucleotide messenger RNA. RefSeq names its product telomeric repeat binding factor (NIMA-interacting) 1 (gene terf1). Gene Ontology annotation, biological process: telomere maintenance via telomerase; negative regulation of DNA replication; negative regulation of telomeric D-loop disassembly. The coding region runs from base 67 to 1479 and encodes 470 amino acids. The transcript has 13 exons. Gene Ontology annotation, molecular function: microtubule binding; telomerase activity; DNA binding, bending. Gene Ontology annotation, cellular component: chromosome, telomeric region; nucleus; nuclear telomere cap complex. Lineage: Eukaryota; Metazoa; Chordata; Actinopteri; Syngnathiformes; Syngnathidae. The record is from RefSeq and is a predicted model, not a curated record.